GCUCAGUUGAGCGACCGAUGCCGCCGAUGGAGGGUGGCGGAAGAGUGCGCUGUGAAUUGUGAGCGGCCCUCUGUGAGUGGAAUUGUAUUGGAGGUGAACACAGUGCGUCUGAGGAAUAUCUUCGAACAGGACCUCAGAUUUGUGGUUUUCCGAAGGUUUUUGCUUCCGUUUGCAAACUUGUAAAUCUGCAUCCACGUAUUGUUUGCAUUAAUGCGAGUAUUGUUCAAAUACGAUUCAAAUCAAGCUCGUUUUUCCACAGCUCGCUUAAAGCGAUGAUUUAUGACUAAAACAAGAGGUAGUAACGGAAGCAUUUUAUGAACAACUGAGGUCCUGGUCGAAAAUUUCAGUGUCGCCCAUAGAGAUGGCCCCAGCCUAAAGCGACAAGAGCUCCAGAUUUCUGCAACGGAAAGAAUAGUCAAGAGUCAGACUGUUUGUCAGCACACUGACAGGGUUUCGAAGGGUCAGUCUGGGUAUCCGGAAUGUGUCCACUCCAGCUCAGGGCCCUGGUGGUGAUCGCCGCACUCUCCGCCAUCCCAGCUGAAGUGUUGCCGGCUGCCCCGAGUCUGCAGGUGGCAGCACUGUCGCCGACCGCGCUGCAGGUCACGUGGCAGCCCGGUCAAGGUCACGUGGCAGCGCUGCCCGCUGAUUGGUUCGUGGUGACUGUGACGCCUUUGCGCUCCUUCGACCCAGACAAGAUGGCACUGUUGCCUAGCAACGAGACGGUGAUCGACCCCGCGAAUGCUGUGGACGAAACUGUACAUAUGUUUAAUGCCAGCGCAGAGCAGCGAUCUCUAAACAUCACGGCGCUCCGUCCGCUGCACAUGUACGAGGUGUCGGUGACGGCCCACAGCUCUCUGGGAAUCAGCGCCAGCUCGGACCGGGUCCGGGCCGUCACCUGGAUCCCGGAUACCUCGGCCGGAUCCGGGACACCGCCUCCUCUAACCGCCGUCCGCGACUGCUGCCAGCGCGCCGGCAUCCCGGCACAGUCCGGAUGUGUGCAGAUGCUCUGUGACCCGCCCGGCGCUGCUAAUUCCACCUAUCAAGCUAAUACGAUUGCGACGGUGGUGUGCUCGAACUGGAUUCGGCAGAGUUUCGCGUGCAUGACGGACGGCCAGGACCACCGCGACUGCUGCCGGGCGCGGGGUCUUCCGGAGCGCUGCGUGCAGCUGUGCGCGCCGGCGGCACCGGUCACCGCCGCGCACCUAGGGUGCGUGCUGGUGUUCAUGUCCAGUUACUCGUUCUGCUUGUUCGAGAACCACGGCGUGCUGCCUUCUGCGCCGCUGGGACCGCGGACAGCGCUGGUCCAACCCGACUGGGCUGUGCUGCGGUGGAACGAACCGAAACGACUGCCAGACACCGUACUCGGGUACACCGUGAGAGUACGUGAGCUCGGCGACUCGGAGUUGAAUGACACCUACACUGCCAUCGCCGGCCAACACUCUCCGUUCCUGUUGGACCGUCUGACCGGCGGUCGGACGUAUGAGUUUUUCGUCACGGCAGUGAACGAUCACGGCGAGGGCGAGCGCAGCAACCGGGUCAUAUUUGAGACGCCGCCGGCUGAACCCGAUCUACUGGAAGACGGGUCGGGCGCUCCGACCUCCGUGGACCCCGCCGUGUGCUGCCGUGAGAGCGGCGUCCCUCCUCACUGCCAGAAGUUCUGCUCGUACUCGGGAAUGGCCGAGGAAAAAGAGUUUGGAAAUGGCUGUGAGAACUACUGGACGCAGAUUGCCGGCUGUACUACUGAAGGACGGGGACGGGCCGCCGGCCGCUGUUGUACAGUGGCCCUGCCGGACCCGUGCCGCUCCCUCUGCGAGGGUCGCGCCCUGGGGGACGGCUGUCGCCGGGCCGCCCUGUACCUGCUGCGCUGCGCCACCUGGCAGGGCGUCACGCGACCCCCGGCCGUCAGGGGGACGCACGUCACCAAUGUGACGGGUGAUUCGGUGACACUGGUGUGGCAGCGGCAGAACGACGCCGAUCAGUACCAGGUCUUCUACGGAAAACUGAACUCGACUGAAGCUGUCUUCCACUGGCAAAACCGACUUGACCAGGUGAUGGACGUCACUGGCACAACGCAGGCCCAAGUGGCGGUGGCUAGAGACGCCCUGUACGGGUUCUCUGUGUCCUAUGUGGACGCAAAUGGAACGCGGGCGCACUGGGGGUCGACCCUGCUGGUCAACGGGUCAGCUGGGUCUGGGCUCCCCAAGCUGUCGCCUCCUCACGGAGUGACAAUCAGAGGAGUAUCAGCUCACGGCCUGGACGUCACCUGGGAGCCGCCAGCUGAUAAGUCCGGAGGCGCGAGUGUGCGCUACAGGCUCUAUUAUCAGGCUGAGGGUGAGCCAACACCCAGAGUUGUGCACUUGACGGAUGCGAGCCACAACCUCACGGGACUGAACCAUGGCACGGUGUACAGUGUGUGGGUAACAGCCGUGUCGGACGACGGAGCAGAGAGUGCUCCUUCAGAAACGGUGGAGGAACGGACCAGGAGCCCUCAGGAGAUAGCACCGACUCUCCAGCUUCCCAGGGUCGAUCCCAGGGUGCCCACCGAGGGGGGCAACAUGACCAUCACCUGUGUGGCCACCGGAUCGCCGACCCCGACGGUCACCCUGGUCCUCAAUAAUCGCGUGCGGAACGAGAGUCGUACCCAUGAGUUGGUGACGACAAUCACCAAUGUCACCAGGAACAUUGAGCUGGCUCAGUGCAGUCUCGAGGUGGAACAGAGCCACCUGUUCUCAUCGCGCCACAUCCUGAAAAGACAUGCUCCCCGGGUCUGGCUCUGGGCGGCGGAAGGCGGCGAGGAGGAGUCGGUGCCGGGCAGAAAUGUGUCCUUGUCCUGUGACGUUGACGCCCACCCGAAACCCAACAUGACCUGGCGAGGUAACCACUCGGAGAUACUCCGUGCAGGAGGCAACCUUAACUUCACCUCGAUAAAACAACGGCCGGGGUACUACCGGAUGGAGAUGACGAUCACAAAUGUGACCGAGCAGCAGUUCAUGACGUACACCUGCCACGCUGAGAACGAGCUCGGAGCCGAUUCCAAGCAGAUCGUGCUGAAAAAACGGCCGAAUAUGUGGCAGUUCUACAAGCUCGGAGUUUCCCAGUGCUGCCGCAGUAUGAACAUCAGCGAGCCCUGCCAAGUCGCGUGCGCCGAACAAGAGGUGGACCUGGAGCCGGUCAACUCUAAUCCAGCGUGUUUGAAAGAGUUCAGCAAACUGAUGGUCUGCGCCGCAGAUGGCUCUGACCACCGCGACUGCUGCUCUGUUCGCGGCAUCCCCGACCACUGCCUCUCGUGGUGUAAGGGCCUGGACAAUUUCGACCACCGACUACUGCUCGACCCCGACUGUAUCACAAUCUACGCGGCCGAUAUCGUCGGCUGCUUCCACGAGGGAAAAGACCUGCUCCCCGGUCGGCCGCGGAACGUUGUGGCCACAAAGCUGAAUGCCACGGCAGCACUGGUACGGUGGGAGGAGCCGGUCAGGACGGGAGACCACGCUGUCUCUUACAGGGUGCGCUGGUGGCCGCGGGGUGCCUCCAGUUCGGCCCAUCUGGACACCCGGCGCACCUCCCACCUCCUGACAGGACUCGAGACAGGCGAGCAGUAUCAGGUGGCCAUCCGAGCCGCCAACAGACGAGGCGUGAGCCUGGAGACAACGGCAGAGGUCCGAGAGGAGGGCACGGACCCGGAGAGGAGUGUGGAGCAAGGGCCGGCCCCCGGCACCAGCUCCGUGCUGGUGCCGGCGCUGACGCUGACCGUGCUGGUGAUGGUGCUGGUGGCCGCGUUGGUGUGGGUGGUGCGCCGACGUCGGCUCAGACGCGGUCCCGGGGCGCACGUCAGCUUCACCAACCCCGCCUAUGUGCGGGAAGGAGCGAUACAGGAGUCGACCGAAGCUACUCUAACGGAUAAAUCCGGUGGCGACGGCAGCGCCCCUGGCGGCGGUCAGCACAGUACAGACUCCGACGACGGCUGGCACGAGACAGCGCUAGAGACGCCGGUGUUGGGUCGUGACGAACAUUUGUGAUGUGAUCUCAUUGAGUUUGAGUCGGAGCCGUUGCCAGGACUGCUCUAACGGAGUGAAGGCGAGUCAGCGCGACUCACUGACUCAGGCGAACUCAACACUCAUAAUGGAAUCCAUACUGAGUCAUUAAUGCCAAGUAUGGGGUGGAAACUCCGCGACUUCAAUGCCCUCAGGGCAUUGAACAGACUCACAGCCGUGCCCGCUGCAAUACUGAGGUGUAUGACACUUCUCACUUUAUACGGGAUUGUUCAGUGUUGCGUGAUUGACUAUUCAUUAGGUAGGUAUGAGCUACAUGUCAAUGUGUCACGCAUUUUGUAACGAAUCAAGUCGUUAUUUUUCUAACGCUUUGCUACCUAUAUAGUCAUUUUUUUAUUAGACAGUUUAGAGCAGAAAGGUCACAGAUAAUGUGUGAGGUAAUAUUUGUAGCCAAUGUAUGUAUCUAUUGCUUACUGCUUAGUAUGUUUCGACUGAAGAAUGUUUAAAAAUCGCCAGUGUUGGUUGAAACGACAUAACGAUUUAUUCAUGUCUCAUUCGAUCACCGAGCAUUGACGAUUAGAUGCUACUUAUGUGACCUACCUGACCCUGACGUAUGUUAUAUCAAUAUGAUAGCAUUGAUAAUGAUGCACAAUAAAGUAUCCAACAAUGA
This is a messenger RNA of Amphibalanus amphitrite, 4659 nucleotides long. Its product is annotated as Ig-like and fibronectin type-III domain-containing protein 1. NCBI's taxonomy places the organism in Eukaryota, Metazoa, Arthropoda, Thecostraca, Balanomorpha, Balanidae. The record is from RefSeq and is a predicted model, not a curated record. Gene Ontology annotation, molecular function: protein binding. Bases 480 to 4016 code for a protein of 1178 amino acids. The transcript has 23 exons.